AUGGACUCCUUCAUCCCGCCACCUUUUCCAUUUCCAGAGGCUUGGCCGCGAAUCUUUGCCGAUCAGCAGCAGCGUCAGGAAAAUAGGUGGCUCACGUCAAUAACUUUCGAUACUGCGCAAUGGCAUGCACCAAAAAGAGCAGAGAACGAUGAUGUGUUAUCUGUUAGCUGCAAUGAUGUGGUAGCUGAGCCGCAAGACAUAGAUGAUGAUGAAGAAGAUAAUGGCGAUUACAAGAUUGAAUAUGUUCUUAGCGAUGAAUGGCAAGCGCAUUUUCAAUCUUCGUCUCGACUCCAGCAUCUUCGGAAGCAAGAACGAUCACGCAACACUAAGAGCAAGAGAAGACACCCACCACAAAAGCAAGUCAAGCAACCUCGACAUACUGAUGCGCUGAAAUCAAGUCGGUUAGCUCACUUGCAGCAUGAAAUUCAAGCUGCCAAAGCUCGAGCGCUGAUGAGAAAAUCAAAGCCACAAGAAGAUAGCAGUGUUUUUCCAUCAGACUCUAAAGUUGCAGCACUUGAGACUUCGCUCAAUGCGCUUUUUGAUGAGUUUUGUGAUGCAUUCGAACCAGUAAUGUGGCCGCACGAUGCGUUACAAAGCUAA
This is a messenger RNA of Plasmopara halstedii, 600 nucleotides long. RefSeq lists its product as uncharacterized. The record is from RefSeq and is a predicted model, not a curated record. Lineage: Eukaryota; Oomycota; Peronosporomycetes; Peronosporales; Peronosporaceae. Bases 1 to 600 code for a protein of 199 amino acids. The transcript has a single exon.